GCGCGGGCGCGGGCGGAGCGGGGCUGCAACUCCACCGCCCCGGCCGCGCCGCUCCGGCUCCGGCACUCGCCGGCCCCUUCCCGCCCCCCGCCUCCCCUCCCCACCCCCACCGCCGCCCUUAUUGUUUUUAAUCCGCCUCCGGCACCCCCCUCCUCAGCCCCCUCCCCACGCCCCUCAGCCGAGGCGGUCGAGGGAGGCGCGGGGCACCCCCGGGGUCUCUUCGCUCCGUGGGAACCCGCGGCUGCAAGUUUUUCUCCGUGAGAGACACCGCUAAUGCCCGGCGGAGGAUAAAACGAGAAGCGGAGGCCCGGGAGCGGCGGGGGGCCCGAGGCGGCGGGAAGGGCUGCGGCCCACGCGGGGAGCGGCGCGGGGCCGGGCGGGCGGGGGUCGGCGGCUCUGACAUCCCGGUGGCGGCGGAGGAAGGGGGGGGCGGCGGCGGCGUGUGCGCGGGUCUGUGUGUGUGAGUGUGUGUGUGCGUGCGUGUGUGCCGCAGGGAACGGCGAGGCGAGCCUUGCCCCCCCGCCCCGUCCCCAGCCCCGUCCCUCCCCUGCUCCCCCUCCCCUCCCCUGCCCGCCCCCGCCUCAGCUCCUUUAAUACACUUUGGUUCUCCGCUCGCUUUUGGACUCUGCUCUGCCUGGCUCAGGAUACGGCUCCGCCGGCGGCGACAGCGGCGGCAUCGGGCCGGUGCGGGCGCGGGCGGCGGCGGAGGCGGGGGGACGCGGCGGCUGCCGGGGGGAAGCGGAGCGGCGGCGGCCCCGCGCCCGGCUGGGCGGGCGGCGGCAGCCCGGCGGCGGUAGCGGGGAGGCGGCAGCGGCGGCGGCGGCUGCGUCCCCGGAGCGGCGCGGACCAUGCUGCUGGACGCCGGCCCGCAGUUCCCGGCCCUCGGCGUGGGCACCUUCGCCCGGCACCACCACUCGGCCGCGGCGGAGAUGCAGGACCGGGAGCUGAGCCUGGCGGCGCAGAACAGCUUCGUGGACUCGGCAGCGGCGCACAUGGGCGCCUUCAAGCUCAACGCCGGCGCCCACGACCUCUCCCCCGGGCAGAGCUCGGCGUUCACCUCGCAGGCGCCCGGUUAUCCCGCCGCCGCCCUGGGGCCCCACGCCGCCCAUGUCGGCUCCUACUCCGGGGCGCCCUUCAACUCCACACGGGACUUCUUGUUUCGCAGCCGGGGCUUCGGGGACUCGUCGCCGGCCGGCGGACAGCACGGCAUCUUCGGCCCUGCGGCCGGCAGCCUGCACCACCCGCACACGGACGCUCAGAGCCACCUCCUCUUCCCGGGCAUCCACGACCAGCACGGCCCCCACGCCUCCCAAAACGUCCUCAACGGACAGAUGCGACUGGGCUUGCCGGGGGAGGUAUUCGCCCGCUCGGAUCAGUACCGCCAGGUUUCCAGCCCCAGGACUGACCCUUACUCGGCGGCUCAGCUGCACAACCAGUACGGCCCCAUGAAUAUGAAUAUGGGCAUGAACAUGGCAGCCCACCACCACCACCACCCAGGUGCCUUUUUCCGAUACAUGCGGCAGCAGUGCAUCAAGCAAGAGCUCAUCUGUAAGUGGAUCGACCCCGAGCAGCUGAACAACCCCAAAAAAAGUUGCAAUAAAACUUUCAGCACCAUGCACGAGUUGGUCACCCACGUCUCGGUUGAGCACGUUGGGGGACCCGAGCAGAGCAACCAUGUCUGCUACUGGGAGGAGUGUCCCCGCGAAGGCAAGCCCUUCAAAGCGAAAUACAAACUGGUCAAUCAUAUCCGAGUGCACACGGGAGAGAAACCCUUCCCCUGCCCCUUCCCUGGCUGCGGAAAAGUUUUCGCCAGAUCAGAAAAUCUCAAAAUUCACAAAAGGACGCACACAGGGGAGAAGCCCUUCCAGUGCGAGUUCGAAGGCUGCGACCGUCGCUUCGCCAACAGCAGCGACCGCAAGAAGCACAUGCACGUCCACACCUCGGAUAAGCCCUACCUGUGCAAGAUGUGCGACAAGUCCUACACGCACCCCAGCUCCCUGCGGAAACAUAUGAAGGUGCACGAGUCGUCCCCGCAAGGUUCCGAAUCCUCCCCGGCCGCCAGCUCCGGCUACGAGUCCUCCACCCCGCCGGGGCUGGUGUCCCCUAGCGCCGAGUCGCAGAACACCAGCAACCUCUCCCCGGCGGCGGCGGCGGCGGCAGCGGCGGCGGCCGUGUCCGCCGUGCACCGGGGCGGCGGCGGCGGCAGCGGCGGCGGCGGCGGCCACAGCGGCCUCUCCUCCAACUUCAAUGAGUGGUACGUGUAGGGCCCCGCCGGACUGCUCUGCACGGCCCCGCAGCGCCCUCCCCGCCCCGGCGGCGGCGGGCAGGAGGGAGCGAGCGAGCCCACCGGAGACGCACCGGGAGGUGCCGCCGCACCCGCCAGCAGCGAAAUGACGGCCGAACAGGAUGGGGACGGGGGACCUUAAUUUCCCCACACCCUCCCGCCUUCGCGUCUUUUUUUUUGUUGGAUUUUUUUCUUUUUUUUUUUUCUUUUUGAGAACGUUUCGAACCAGCAAAAAAUAUUCUAAAAAGUACGUGCCGAAAAACAUAAAAGAAUGGGUAAAUCUAUAGAGGAACGGAAAGGGGAGAGAGAGAGAGAGAGGGGAAAAGACCAACCCCAAACGCCACCAACACAUCACCCAAUAAAAAGCUUCCCAAGCCGGUGGAAAGAAACUCUCCCUCCAGAGCCUUCAGACAAAAGAUCAGAGACUCAAACUCCUCCGGCCCCUGCGCCUCCCCGCCCGGAGCAGCCAGCGCCCUCCCGCCCUACGAACUGUGUAUAUAGCGGCCCUCUCCUUCCUCCGGCGAGGUGGGGAACGAGAUUUUCCUGGAUUCUCGAUGUAUAGAAGUUCGUCCCGUUUGUAAACCGCGGAUUGGUCCCUUUCUUCUUCCUUUUUUUUUUCCUUUUUUUUUUUUUUAAAUCUUUUUUUUUUUCCCCAUCUUCCUCCCUUCCUGAGAAAGUGAAGGACUUGUUUUCUUUUGUCCUGGUCUCCUUCCCCACCUCCCUCUUUUCUUCCUUUUUAGUUCACCCUUUUAAAAAAAGUAACAUGGAAGAAAAAAAUUGUUUCUUUUGUAAUUGUGAUAUCUUGAAUAUUGUGUUCCUUUUUAAGAGGCAACUUGAUUGUAAACUGUAUUUCAACUAUAGACUGGGGAAGAAAUACCGUGCCAAAGUCUCCAUUCUGUUACUUACAGACACUCACACAAACAACAACGCUUGUGAAUGUAUUUUUCUGUUAGCUGGGUUUAUAUGUGAUGUUUUAGUGCUUUUGCAAGUUCAAUUUGUUAGUUCCUGUUCGGAAGAUUGUGAGGAAAAAUAAACGUUGUGCCGUUAGCUUUUCUGUAAUAACACCCUUCCUCCUGUAAAUACCUGUUACCAUAUUUAUCCAUUUGUAAUUAAAUUAUGGUAUUAACUUGCUACAGAGGAAACAGUAUUUAUAAAGAAUGUUUCUUAACUAUAAAUAUGUACAAUUGUGAGCAUAAACUGUUUCAGAUUUUUUAUUUGAAGGUUUAAGUGGUUUCAUCAUUUCUUGUGAUAUGUUUUGAGAGUAAUGCAUACAGAAAUAUAAUAAAACGUGUUGAAACUGCA
Molecule: messenger RNA, 3586 nt
Organism: Pseudopipra pipra
Lineage: Eukaryota; Metazoa; Chordata; Aves; Passeriformes; Pipridae
Gene: ZIC2
Product: Zic family member 2
Exons: 3
Coding region: 849-2264 (471 amino acids)
Biological process (GO): regulation of transcription by RNA polymerase II
Cellular component (GO): nucleus
Molecular function (GO): RNA polymerase II cis-regulatory region sequence-specific DNA binding; DNA-binding transcription factor activity, RNA polymerase II-specific
Source: RefSeq, a predicted model, not a curated record